CAGUCCAACUACUCGAGUCGGAGAGAAGAGCAGAGCCUCAAUAAGGGGGACGAGAGUACCACGAGAAGGACCGUGUCGAUAAAUUGGCUCAGACAUUCGCUGAACUAUACUACUACCGUUUCCAAAUUAACGUUUUUAUUGUGUCUGUAUAUAUAUAUACACACACACAUAUAUAUUCUUUUCCCCCUCGCAACGGUUGAUUUGCUCUUUGGAAGUUAAGAUGAGGAAUCUGUGCGUGUUGUUCCUCGUCGGCCUGGCGACUGGAUUCAUCAGUGAAAAGCUAUUGGUUGCCUCCCAGUCGCCCACAUUUGACUUGUACAUAGAAGGCCGUUCGUCAGGUGACCUCCCUAUAGAUGAUGAAGAUGCUGGAGACGAUGGGUCGGGCUCCGGUUCUGGAGACUACCCUUUCAACUUCCCAGUCGAGAAAGACGAGGUAUCCAGGAGUUUCGUCAACCUCACUGAAACCUCACUCCCCGACGAAACGCUUCCACUGCAGCCACAGCCAACAGCAGGCGCUCCUCACAACCCGACGACCACAGCAGCAGACAGCCAGGAUUCAGUAACCACAGCGAGGGACAGCGAGACAACACCCUCCAUUUUCCCUGAUGAAAGUGACAGGCCUGAGAAGAUGCCAGGUGGUGAAGAGGAGGAGUCCAUGGACCCCACUUCCAGCUCCUCAGACAUGACCACUUCUGCAACGUCUCAAGCAGACAUCGGCAUGGAAACCGACAAUUACGACCUUCGGCAUAGUCCUGAGGUUCCAGUAUCCAAAAAAGAUCGUCAUGAUCAAGGCACAAGCUUUGAUGACGUAGGCUCAUCUGGAAAAGUGACCUCUGAUAACUUGUGGGAGAGGACGGAUGUGCUGGCAGCUGUGAUAGCAUGUGGAGUGGUUGGUUUGCUCUGCGCCAUUUUCCUCCUCACCCUCCUCGCCUACCGCAUGAAGAAGAAGGACGAGGGCAGCUACGACCUGGGAGACAACAAACUUUCAACAACAGCCUAUCACAAAGCACCUACCAAGGAGUUCUACGCCUGAACUCACCAACGGGGACAAUCAAGAGUGGAAUCUGUCUCCUGCCAAUCAGGACUGAAAACGGAUCUACAAACAGCUGAAGAUGGUUCCUCUCGAUGAAGUUUGAAGGCAAACUGCGCUGCUCUCUUCCAGCGCUCGAUGUCAUUUUUUUUUUUUGUCCUGCUUCAUCCUCUGCCAUCCUUUUAUCUUUUUUCUCUACAUGUUGUUCAGUGUUUGCAAAGAAUGGGUUAUAAGAGAACAAAAUAACGCUAUUGUGAUGCCUUCUUGUCAUUCCAUGCCGGGGAGGGAGUUAGAUUUAAAUACACAUCCUAAAUUUUAAGAGAGGAAUCUUUUCUUUGGGAAGCAGCGGAUCACAGCCGUUCUUAGUGUUGGGAGAAUUGAAAACACUGUGCCUUUAGAUCCAGCUUUUAUCUCUAGGCUGAGCCGCACCGGGCUGCGCUUGGUUCUGUUGUUUCAGAAAAUCGGUUUGUUCCCUUCAAUGGAUAAACAGCAGAAGAAGAUGAGAGACUGCGUGAACACAUUUUAAUAUGAAACGGUACCACAUAUAAGAUUAGUAUUAAAAACAGCCUUCAGAAUUUGAUACCCCUUGUUUCUUCAUUUGAGGUCAGGAUCGCUCUGCUUGUUGACUGUGCGUGUUACAUUUCUUUAUGCUUUCUUUGCUGAAAUGAAUAUGUUUUUUUGUUAUGAGAGUGAAUAUGUCUUUGCAUUUGCUGCCCAGUAUUGUUAUGGGAGACUUUUGUUACUCUGCAAAUGUUUGUCGUUUCCUCACAGAUAUUUGACACUUGUGGAACUGACCAAAUAUACAUGUGCUUUAUUCGUCUCCUGGAAAAUUACUUUUCAGCAGCUUUUUAAGGUGUUGUUGUGUUAGAGAUUAUAUUGCUAUAAGCCAUUUGUUUUUUUUUUGUUUUUUUUUUAAAGAAAACACAGUAUUGUGUUUUUAUUGUAUUCGUUCAGUGGUCGCCUCGAAAUGGGUCGCUCAUGCUCCUUCUGAAUAUUAGUAAUAUUGUCAAGAUGAUUUCAUUUGGCGAGUGCGUGCCGCAAGCAUCUGGACAGGUAGAGCCAAAGCUAAACACUAUAAUUCAGAAGCCGUAGAAGUGACCAAUGUUUUCUGACAACAGCCAAAGCACAUUCCUUUCUGACUGUCUUCUGCAAACAGCUAUAAUGGUGGGUUUGAAGUUAAAGGGACACUGGCAGCAUCCAUAGUGUUCCUUACCAUUUAUAGAAUCAGAGUUUAUCACACAGUAGCUUUAGAGAGUUAACACGUAAUAAGUUAUUUUCCUUUAACUCUCAGCUGCCAUGAGAACGUUCUUUCAAAUUGCCUAAUAAGUGUGUAAGUUUGUCAGCUUUUCCUAAUUUUCUGUCUCAACCAGCCAACCUAAGGAGCAUGGCAUCUCUAAGAAAAAUCAUUUGGAUACAACGGACAAUUAAAAACAAAACAAAAACAACAUUGUGAUGUUUCCUGUUUAAUAACUGAUACGUAUGUUAAAUCCAAAUGUUAAACCAGGUAUGUGCUGCUUAUUGUGUAUCAAAGAUGGUUUCUUACCUCUUGAUGUUUUUGACGAGGUGAAAUUAGUGUUUCUUUAAACCAGCCUUUAUGUCUGAGAUCAGAGGCUGACGCACACAGGUUGGGCUAAGUUGGUAACUGCCCUCUCAUAUUCACAAAUUCUCACCAAAACGUUAUUUUAAUCCUGAUUUUUCUGAAGUUUAAUUUCUCAUAAUGAAUGCCAAACUGGUUAAUGCAUUUGUUUAGAGCUCUGUAAUGGCUAAUUGUUAUAUUUGAACCAAAGGUAACUGCCCCGCUCUUUUGCAUAUUUGUUUGUCUUUGUUCAUAGUUUGAUCCCCUUGAUGUAAGUUAAGUCUACUUAAUAUUUUUCCCUGUGAUAGAAAUGACUAGCAGUUCUAGAUUAUUUUAAUGCAAAUGCAAACUACCUGUUCACUGUGACUGGAAUAAAUGGGAAGAUCUGGUCACUAACCCACUGUGACUUAUUAAUAGGAUAUUUGUCAAGCACUUAAAUUUUUGGUGCCUCACGGGAUAUUUUAUACAUUAUUUUGCAGUGCUGUUACAGUGUUAGUAUCAUGCUUUGACUUUCAGUCUGUACAGGAUCACAGCCUCCUUCUGCUGCUGUGGUCUGACAUAAACCAGACCCACAGAGGGUUAAGACAACGGGUUAGCAUUCGCUGACAAUCCAGCAGGUGAUAAGAUACAGUAACCUUUCUCUCUAACAACAGGUGCUUCUAGGCUUAAGUUUAUACCCUAUGUUGAAGAUACUAUAUUUUAUAAGUGAUAAUUUAUAUUUACUUAAACUAUAAUCCAGGUUAAUGUGUCAGUGGUAAUUGGGAUUGUGUGAUUGUACAGUCAUGAUUUAAGCCUUUGUGUUUCGCUGAGGUGAUGUUUCAUUGUAUUUGACAUUUGAUGACCUGGUUCCAUUCAUUUUGAGUUUCACUCUUAGUAAUAGCUUUUCAAGUGCAUUUGUUUUUUUUUGUUUGUUUUUUUUGUUUUAACACAUGAAUUCAUUUAAUAAAUGAUUAAAGUUUCUUGUAGAUACAGCUUUGUUUUCAUCCAGGUUGAAUGUAAAUUUACAGACGCUUUAACAUUUACAUACUGAGGACCAAGUACUCAUUAAGUCACAGAGAAGAUGUGUAUGGAGAUGACCAACAGAGAACCGUGUUGCUGAUAUAGUGUAUCUUAAGAGGUUCACUACUGAAUAAAAGAUGCUUUAAUGCAGUGCGGCAA
Mugil cephalus (flathead mullet) is the source of this 3764-nucleotide messenger RNA. Its product is annotated as syndecan-2-like. Gene Ontology annotation, cellular component: membrane; cell surface. Gene Ontology annotation, biological process: cell migration. The transcript has 5 exons. NCBI's taxonomy places the organism in Eukaryota, Metazoa, Chordata, Actinopteri, Mugiliformes, Mugilidae. The record is from RefSeq and is a predicted model, not a curated record. The coding region runs from base 221 to 1033 and encodes 270 amino acids.